Messenger RNA from Strongylus vulgaris, 432 nucleotides. Lineage: Eukaryota; Metazoa; Nematoda; Chromadorea; Rhabditida; Strongylidae. The record is from the annotation of a GenBank genome assembly.
AUGGUUUACGUUAUGUGCGCUCCCGAGGCUGCGCCAGUCAUCAAAACAUAUUCUCCCGAACUGAUUGUGCAUCCUACCCUCGAACCAGACGCCGUCUUACCAGUAGGUAUUGAGCCACUGCCCUCAGCAAUUCUCACACCAAAUAUAAUGGAGUUUUCAAGAUUAUGUGAAGCUGCGCUGAACGAACGUGAUGUUCUUGAAGUAAAGGACCAGGCUAAGUUGGAAGAAUUGGCUUCACGCUUGAGUAAGCGUCUUGGAACGUCAUUAUUUGUUAAGGGAAAGGUGGACUUCAUCACAAAUCCCGAUGGAAAAGUUAUGUUUAAAAAUUACCACUGUCAAACUGCUGUAAUGACCAUUCUGACUCUGAUUAAUAGCCAAUCAUCUGCUAAUAGCAAAGAUGUUCUGGAUUCCAGUCACCGUCGGACAAGAUGA